Messenger RNA from Jatropha curcas, 685 nucleotides. The record is from RefSeq and is a predicted model, not a curated record. Lineage: Eukaryota; Viridiplantae; Streptophyta; Magnoliopsida; Malpighiales; Euphorbiaceae.
AUUGCCCUAACUCUUAUUUUCAAUCACAACACCAAAAACGAUGUUGUCCAAAAUUUUAUUGCCCCUCAUUUGUCUAAUGAGUGUAACCUUAAUUAUUCCCUUACAUGCCCAAGACUCACCUCAAGACUACGUGAAUGCCCAUAACACAGCUCGAGCGGCCGUGGGAGUUGGUCCGGUGACUUGGGAUAACACGGUGGCGGCCUAUGCAAGAAAUUACGCUAAUCAACACAUUGGCGACUGUAGACUUGUACAUUCAGGCGGACCUUAUGGCGAGAACCUAGCAGGGAGCAGUGGUGACCUUUCAGGAACCGCGGCUGUGAAACUGUGGGUUGAUGAAAAGGCGUUUUACGACUAUAACUCUAAUACUUGUGCUGCCGGAAAGGUGUGUGGGCAUUACACUCAGGUGGUUUGGCGUAACUCAGUUCGCAUAGGAUGUGCUAAGGUGAAGUGCAACAAUGGAGGAACUUUCAUUACCUGCAACUAUGACCCUCCUGGCAACUACGUUGGACAGCGUCCUUAUUAGAUUGAAGUAUUACCUUAAAGUUUUAACUUUUUAAGAAUAAAUUAUAUAUCAUAUAAUGAAAUAAGAAACAUUGUAAAGGGUUGAGAUUUCCUAUGCAAUGUCUCAAUUUAAGUUGCAAUGUGGAGAAUUAAUAUGACAAGUUGAAAAACUACUUGUAGUUCA